AUGCCCAAGAAAACCCAAGGCCGGAAGAAAAUCGAGAUCAAGCGGAUAGAGAAUUCGAGCAAUAAACAAGUCACCUUCUCAAAGCGCCGCGCCGGCAUAUUCAAGAAGGCUGGCGAGUUAAGCGUGCUAUGUGGCGCGCACAUGGCAGUCAUCGUGUUCUCUAGUGCCAACAAGGUGUUCUGUUAUGGGCACCCAGACAUCCAUGCAGUGAUUGAGAGCUAUCAAAAUGGGCUCAACUCUGUAGUCGGAGUUGAUGAUAAGGCCCAGGAGGUUCUCAUGGCGGAGUACAACAAAGAGUGCGAGGAGAAGCAUAAGGAGGAAGACGAGUUGAAGAAGAAGAUGGCGGAGACAAAAGCCAAGGCAAAUGAGAAGAAGAUGAUGAUGGAAAGAAGCACAAGCAGGAAUCAGGUGCGUGGGGGAUUUUGGUGGGAUGAGCCGGUGGAUUUCGUCAUGCUGGAAGAGCGAGAGAGGGAGCAGUACAUGAUGGCAUUGGAAACCUUGAGGAACAAGGUAGCUGAUAAGGCUCAUCACAAGAAGAUUUUGAGUGGAACUAUUGCCGGGACAUCAGUUCCGGCUGUUCAUCGACUUAAUCAUAUGAUGACACCCAAUAAUUGUUUUGGUACUGGUUUCGGUGAUCAAUAUGGGAACCAUGGUUUUGGAAUUUAG
Molecule: messenger RNA, 666 nt
Organism: Rosa rugosa (rugosa rose)
Lineage: Eukaryota; Viridiplantae; Streptophyta; Magnoliopsida; Rosales; Rosaceae
Product: agamous-like MADS-box protein AGL62
Exons: 1
Coding region: 1-666 (221 amino acids)
Biological process (GO): positive regulation of transcription by RNA polymerase II
Molecular function (GO): RNA polymerase II cis-regulatory region sequence-specific DNA binding; protein dimerization activity; DNA-binding transcription factor activity, RNA polymerase II-specific
Source: RefSeq, a predicted model, not a curated record